Molecule: messenger RNA, 1649 nt
Organism: Cuscuta epithymum
Lineage: Eukaryota; Viridiplantae; Streptophyta; Magnoliopsida; Solanales; Convolvulaceae
Source: the annotation of a GenBank genome assembly
GAAGAAUGGGUUUCAUUCCAAACCAUUUCUUUCUCCUUCUCCUCUUUCCUCUCUCUUUUCUCCUAUUCUCAAGCAUUUCCUUCUCAGAUGCCACACCUAAUAUCAUUCGCCAUUUUCAAGAUGAACAAGUUUAUGCAUUUGAUGGUAAGAGACUAAUGGUGGGAUGGAAAAUGAUGAAGAUCACGGCUGAAACGCCCAUCGUAAAUUCGACUAAUUUGAUUUUGGCGGCAGAAAGGACUCACCGAAGAGAUCCUACUGAUAAUUUUCGGUACUACAUCGGUGGCUGGAACCCUUCUAAUCCACAUUAUUUAUUUUCAGCAUGCUAUGCUUCCCUUGGGCCUUUCCUCGUCGCAGUUUUAUGGUUCAUCGUAUUUGCACUAUGGUUGUUUUGUAUGUGUAUGUGUUGUUGUUGCGGUUCACGCCAUACUUACGGCUAUUCUCAAACUGCCUAUACCUUGUCUCUAACUUUCCUCGUCCUUUUCACUCUUGCGGUCAUAGUAGGAAGUGUACUCACAUGUGUUGCACAAGCAAGAUUUGAGACAAGUGUUGGUAAUCUUAUCAGCUAUAUUCUGCAUAGAGCAGAUACAGUCGCCAUUAGCCUUAUGGACUUGUUCAAUAAUAUAUUAGCAGCCAAGGAUGUUGGGAUUCAAAAUAUCAUUUUACCUGAAAAACAGAGGAAUGAUGUUGAACAAAUUCAGAAUAAAAUCAAUGGAGUGUAUCAUAGUUUUUGCGACAUUACUACCAAGAAUGGAAAUGGUAUCAUAAGUUGGCUAAAUCCACUAAAACUAAUCCUCACUACCAUAGCUGCAAUCAUGAUUGUUGUGGCAUUGCUCGGGCUUGUAUUUUCAGUGACUGGAGUUGAGUGUCUUGUGUAUAGCUUAGCAAUGGUUGGAUGGAUCAUUGUAACUAUAACAUUUAUUAUGAGCGGCAUAUUUCUCCUUGUAAAUAACCUUGUUGGAGACACAUGCACUGCCAUGAAUGAGUGGACGCAAAAUCCAACUGCAGAUUCAAUUAUAGAGAAUAUAGUCCCUAAUGUAGAUAAUCAUAUUACUAGACAAAUUUUGUCUGCAACAAAGGAUGUGACUUAUGGAGUGAUAGAGGUGGCAAAUACUUGUAUUUCUAAUGUCUCCAACGCAAAUGGGGCUUCUAACACAAGCGUAUUGUACUAUAACCAAUCAGGUCCAUUGGUGCCAUUCCUCUGCAAUCCUUAUAACAAGGAUGGUACUGACAGACAAUGUGCACCAAAUGAAGUUAACUUCAAGAAUGCCUCACAAGUUUGGGAAAAACAUGUGUGUCAUGUUUCUUUUACUGGGAGUUGUGACACCCCUGGCCGAUUAACACCAACGGGUUACAAGCAAAUCAUUACACUUGUUAAUGUUAGCUCCGGUCUUUAUGAUGGGAUACCAUUUGUGAUCGAGCUCAUGAAUGGCACUUUUCUCACAAAAACAUUGUUUGACUUGAGCAAAGACUUUUGCUCAGGUCUAGAAGAAUACUCAGAGUGGGUGUAUUUUGGGCUGAUAACAUCAUCAACAAUGUUAAUGUUGUUGUUGGUACAAUGGAUAAUUUAUUCUAAACAGAGAAAACGACGUGCAUAUACUAAGAAAAUAGAUGCUAUUUUGUACUGGAAGCAAGUUUCUUGUUAAUGUUUC